AUGGGGACGCUCCUGGCGCGCGUCGCCGUGGUUGCUCUCGCGGCGGCGGCGGCCGCUGUCGUCGUCGAUGGCCAGAUGUCGCCGGCGUUCUACGACGCCACGUGCCCGGCGCUGCAGUCCGUCGUGCGCCGCGGCAUGGCGCAGGCCGUCCAGAAGGAGGCGCGCAUGGGCGCGUCCAUCCUCCGCCUCUUCUUCCACGACUGCUUCGUCAAUGGGUGCGACGCGUCCGUCUUGCUGGACGACACGGCCAACUUCACGGGGGAGAAGAACGCGGGGCCGAACGCCAACUCGUUGCGCGGAUACGAGGUCAUCGAUGCCAUCAAGGCGCAGGUCGAGGCUUCCUGCAAGGCCACCGUCUCCUGCGCCGACAUCGUCGCGCUCGCCGCCCGCGACGCCGUGAGCCUGGUCGGUACCCACUUCUCUCUCCCUCUCUUUCUGGCAUCCUGGCCGGUGGCAUUACUAAAGGCGGCCGCGUGCGUGCAGCUCGGGGGGCCGAGCUGGAUGGUGCAGCUGGGCCGGCGAGACGGGCGCUCGGCGAGCCAGAACGCGGCGAACACCAACCUGCCGCCGCCGGACGCGAGGCUCGCCGACCUCCUCGCCAGGUUCAGCGACAAGGGCCUGGACGCGCGCGCCCUCACCGCGCUGUCCGGGGCGCACACCGUGGGCUGGGCCCGCUGCACCACCUUCCGCACGCACAUCUACAACGACACCGGCAACGCGGCCGUGGACGCCGCCUUCGCCACGCAGAUACGCGCCAAGGCCUGCCCUUCCGCCGGCGGCGACGGGAACCUCGCGCCGCUCGAGCUGCGCGCCCCCGCCGCAUUCGACAACGGCUACUUCCAGGACCUCGUCGCCCGCCGCGUGCUCCUGCGCUCCGACCAGGAGCUCUACGGGAGCGGCGUCGGCGACGGCAGCACGGACGCGCUCGUGAGAGCCUACGCCGCCAACGCCACGCUCUUCGCGGUAGACUUCGCCGCCGCCAUGGUGAGGAUGGGCAACCUGGCGCUCACCGGGAAGAACGGCGAAGUCCGGCUAAACUGCCGGAGAGUGAACUGA
This is a messenger RNA of Triticum turgidum subsp. durum (durum wheat), 1056 nucleotides long. Lineage: Eukaryota; Viridiplantae; Streptophyta; Magnoliopsida; Poales; Poaceae. The record is from the annotation of a GenBank genome assembly.